AAAUACAGAGAGGCUUUUAGAAAUAACAAGAAGUAACAGAACACAGAUGGGUGAUCAAACAACACGACACAUACAAACCGAGUUAAAGCUGUCUCCUUUCUCACCAAUCGUAAAUCACCACCAUGGCUCCGCCGCGAAUACAAUGCAACUAAUUUUGUUCGGACACUAUCACUAGAGAGAGAAGAGAGAAGAAGAGUUUCAGUUAUGGAGAGAAUAGAUACGAUUAGAAUGGUGAGGGUUACGCAGGACGGUUCCGGAGACUACCUCUCCGUCCAAGACGCAGUCGACUCGGUUCCUCUCGGAAACACGUGUCGUACUGUGAUCCGUCUCUCACCGGGGGUUUACCGACAGCCUGUGUACGUGCCCAAGAGAAAAAACUUCAUCACUUUCGCGGGAACCUCCCCGGAGAUCACCGUCAUCACUUGGAACAACACCGCUUCAAAGAUCGAGCAUCACCAGGCGUCGAGAGUCAUAGGGACGGGAACGUUUGGGUGCGGGAGUGUUAUUGUCGAAGGUGAAGACUUUAUUGCAGAGAACGUUACUUUUGAGAACGCUGCUCCUGAGGGAUCAGGCCAAGCUGUGGCGAUUAGAGUCACUGCAGACCGUUGUGCCUUUUAUAAUUGUCGCUUUCUUGGCUGGCAGGAUACGUUAUAUUUGCAUCAUGGGAAACAAUAUUUGAAAGACUGCUACGUUGAGGGAAGCGUGGAUUUCAUAUUUGGGAAUAGCACCGCGCUCUUGGAACACUGCCAUAUCCACUGCAAAUCUCAGGGUUUUAUUACAGCACAAAGCCGAAAAUCGUGUCAGGAAUCUACUGGUUACGUGUUCCUAAGAUGUGUGAUCACUGGGAAUGGUGAGAGUGGGUAUAUGUAUCUGGGAAGGCCAUGGGGGCCAUUUGGGAGGGUGGUGCUUGCGUACACUUACAUGGAUGCAUGUAUCAGAAAUGAUGGUUGGCAUAACUGGGGAAACGCAGAGAAUGAGAGAAGUGUUUGCUUUUAUGAGUACAGGUGCUUUGGUCCUGGUAGCUGUUUGUCCGGACGUGUUACGUGGUCGAGAGAACUGAUGGAUGAAGAAGCGGGACACUUUCUGCAUCAUAGUUUUGUGGAUCCAGAUCAGGACCGGCCUUGGUUGUGUCUGAGAAUGGGAGUGAAAACACCAUAUUCUGCGUAGAAUACUUGUUGUAAUUGAACUUGGAAUAUUAUCUUUGUCAAAGUGAAUAAAUGC
Molecule: messenger RNA, 1221 nt
Organism: Brassica oleracea var. oleracea
Lineage: Eukaryota; Viridiplantae; Streptophyta; Magnoliopsida; Brassicales; Brassicaceae
Product: pectinesterase 31-like
Exons: 6
Coding region: 205-1167 (320 amino acids)
Biological process (GO): cell wall modification
Molecular function (GO): pectinesterase activity
Source: RefSeq, a predicted model, not a curated record